Molecule: messenger RNA, 783 nt
Organism: Symbiodinium pilosum
Lineage: Eukaryota; Dinophyceae; Suessiales; Symbiodiniaceae
Source: the annotation of a GenBank genome assembly
AUGCAGACUAUCUGGGGCAUGAAGGUGGAGUGGGCAUUGCGAACAUCGUUUGCGGCCACGCUCACCGCCAUCUACUCCGUCCACCCUGAGGUGCAGUCGGCCGAAUGGGACCAUGCCACAGUGUUUGCACCUGUCCUGGCUAUUGCGUGUGUCUCCGGGCCAAAUCUUGGUGCAACCCUCCACCAUGCUUGGCAGAUGUGGACGGCUGCGGUGAUGGGUUGCUUUGCCAGCAUGGUGGUCAAUGAAUCCCUUCGGCCUGUGAAUCCCACGCUUCUGCGUGAAUGGCUGACCUGCGUCCUGUUCUUGCUCACCGUCUUUUUCUUGUGUUCUCGACCUUGGGCGCUGGUCCAAAAGCGAGUGUCAGUGGGUGUGAUGCUCUGCGGCACGAUUCCAAUGUCCAUCUCCAACCACAGCAAAGAGUGGUGGUUCCCAUGGACAACCGGCACUCCAUGCACGGUGGGUUUGGCGGCUGCCGUCUUGUCUAUGCUCGUUCCAACACCUCAUUUCGCUUCCUGGGAACUGCAGCAGCGCUUGGCUCACCAGGCUGUGACUGAGCGACAAGUUCUGCAAUGCCAGUACCAUGCAGUGGCUUCUGCUUCCCGAGCACAGCACGUCGCUGCGGCACACUUGCUGGAGGCAUUCCGCGACAACCUUGCCGCAAUGAGAGGGCUGCUGAAACUCAGCCAAGAAAUUUAUCCGAAUCCAAAGGGCAGCAUGCAGAUUCUCGCAUCACUCAGUAGAGAUUUUGCUCUUGUCUUGUCUGAGGAGCGCCGCUCAGCAUGA